Uranotaenia lowii is the source of this 1850-nucleotide messenger RNA. Its product is annotated as UDP-glucosyltransferase 2-like. Lineage: Eukaryota; Metazoa; Arthropoda; Insecta; Diptera; Culicidae. The record is from RefSeq and is a predicted model, not a curated record. Gene Ontology annotation, molecular function: UDP-glycosyltransferase activity. The transcript is spliced from 5 exons. Bases 144 to 1712 code for a protein of 522 amino acids.
UUUAGCCCGUUAGAAUCGAAUGGUUUAUUUUUAUCAAUGCCCCUCGAAGUCAAUUGGCGAAAUUUGGUUUAGUUUAGCUUCAACGGUCGCGUUAUGUAGAUUGUUUUUGUCUGGCUAGAUUGUGAUACGGACGAGUUUUCGGAAUGGCCAAGACAUUGUUGUGGCUUUUGUUGGCCGUAGGACAACUUACUCACCAUGUCUUUGGGGCUAAUAUCCUGUGUCUUUUCGGAGUCGCGAGUCCCAGUCAUCACAUUUGGAAUCGGUCAAUAAUUGAUGCUUUGGCUGCCAAAGGACACAAUGUAACAGUCAUUUCUGCGGAUGUGGAAAAAUCUCCCCAGCAAAAUGUCCACUACAUCGAACUGGAAGAAACUUACCCCACACUUUACUCCGGAGCGCAUGCCAUCAGUCUAGUGGAAAUGGCCAAUGAGAAUUUAUUUUCAUCCAUUAGAUCAUUCUACAAGGAUUUUGUUAUUCUGGAGUGUGAAGGUCUUUUGAAAUCCAAGGGUAUGGACGAAAUAAAAAACUAUCCAGAUGAUUUUAAAUUCGAUCUGGUUCUGUACGACAUGACAUGUGGUGGCUGUUUGCUGGGUCUCUUGCACAAAUUCAAAUAUCCUCCACUGGUGAGUGUAACGCCGUUUAACAAUCCUCCCUACGUUACGGACGUUAUUGGUGGACAUAAAUAUUACGCAUAUGUACCGUUCUACUCUCUGAGCUAUGGAAGUGAUAUGUCAUUCUACCAGCGCGUGCACAAUACUCUACUACAUGUGUUUGACUAUCUAUACCGUACAUACUCUAGCAAUCCGCUUCUAGAUAAGAUGGUUCGUGAUUAUUUUAAGUACGACGAUUUACCAUAUGUACCUGAUCUUGAAAAACGGUCCAAAUUGAUCCUGGUAAAUGCUCAUUACUCUAUCGAUUUCCCCGAGCCAGCUCCCCCGAAUCUUAUUCCCGUUGGAGGUCUGCAGAUCAAGGAACCAAAGGCGUUACCCAAAGACCUUGAGGAAUUCAUAAAUGCUGGUCGCAAAGGCACUGUUUUGUUCUCACUCGGGACAAACGUAAGGACGGAAGAUUUGGGUACCGAAAAGCAGCAAAUGUUCAUCGAUGGCAUGCGUCAGAUGCCAGAUUACAAUUUCCUCUGGAAAAUUGACACUGAAACCACAGGUCUGAAGCUCCCUAAAAAUGCCAUCAUUCGUAAAUGGCUACCGCAGAACGAUAUCUUGGCUCAUCCUAAAAUUAAAGGGUUCAUAACGCAUGCGGGACUGUUGAGCACACACGAAGCCACGUGGCACGGCGUUCCGAUGAUUGGAAUACCGUUCAUAGCUGAUCAGCAUCGGAACCUCGAGAAAUGCAUCCGCCUGGGAGUGGCCGAGCGUAUUACCUUCCAGACGAUGACCACGGAACAGUUCCGCGAAACGGUAAAACACGUACUGGAAUCGAGCAAAUAUGUCACCAACAUGAAGCGGAUAUCGACACUUUUCCGGGAUCAACCGGAGAAGCCGCUGACGCGGGCCGUUUGGUGGAUCGAAUGGGCACUUCGUCAUCCCGCCGAGAACAGCCUGGAAUCACCGGUGCUGAAGCUAGGAUUCCUGAGAAGUAAUUUGGUGGAUGUUGUGCUGUUCCUUGCAUUACUUCCGGUUGGCUUUUUCUUGGUGUUGAAAAAUGUGUUUUGUAAUCAAACAAACUCUACUGUUAGUAGGGAAAGAAAAAACAAAUAACAAAUCUAAGCUAACGUUAGUCGUUUACUUCAACUUUUUAUUGGUGUCGAGUGUUUUGAUGUUAGUUUUACGAGUAUUUUUGAGACAUUUGUAACCUGCAAUAAAUACGAUCACAAUGAUCGUGGUCAACAAACUAAA